Apis dorsata (giant honeybee) is the source of this 1643-nucleotide messenger RNA. Its product is annotated as odorant receptor 4-like. The record is from RefSeq and is a predicted model, not a curated record. Gene Ontology annotation, cellular component: plasma membrane. Gene Ontology annotation, biological process: sensory perception of smell; detection of chemical stimulus involved in sensory perception of smell. Gene Ontology annotation, molecular function: odorant binding; olfactory receptor activity. NCBI's taxonomy places the organism in Eukaryota, Metazoa, Arthropoda, Insecta, Hymenoptera, Apidae. The coding region runs from base 219 to 1424 and encodes 401 amino acids. The transcript has 5 exons.
AAUUCCACUCGUGCAAUACCUUCUGUCCAUGGAAUAACUUGCAUCAUUUGCGGAAAGUUGAAACGGGUAAUUUCAACCAAUUUUCUAUUCUUCGAUAAAAUUGGUUUCAAUGAUAUGAAUUCAAUGUUGAGUCCACAUACGCAAGCGCAAUGUUCCAUACCAAACCGAAUUCCAGUUUUGCUAUAUGCGCCUGAUCAGUCACAUCGAAGCAUUCAGUCAUGGAAAAUAUAGUUGGAAUAGCUAAGGCGGAGGAGAAUUUGAAAUACGCCACGAGAUUCGUGAAACCGAUUUUGGCAACGAUCGGUGCAUGGCCGAUUUCAUCUUCUACCUCUUUCUUUUUAAAAGUAUUCCAAAGAUUGGGGCAUAUAUUCACAUAUUUUCUUUUUUUUCUGAUAAUGAUUCCAACUCUGAUGUACGUGUUUCUGAAAGAGAAGAACAGCAAGGUGAGGCUGAAGCUUAUGGGGCCGAUUAUUAAUUGUAGCAUGCAAUUCUUCAAGUAUACCAUCAUUCUUUGGCGAAGAAAAGAGAUCCAAGAAGGAUUACACGCGAUUAGACAUGAUUGGAUACAAGCCACGGAAGAAGAGCGAUUGAUUUUUCGCUCGAAAAUGAAGAUCGGAAGGAGGGUUGUCUUGAUCGCUGCAUUCACUAUGUAUGGCGGCGGUUUAUGCUAUCGGACGAUCCUUCCCCUUCUGAAGGGGACUGUCAUUACUGCUGGCAAUGUUACUAUUAGACCGUUACCUUGUCCCAGUUAUUUCAUUAUUAUAAACGAACAACAAUCGCCGAUUUAUGAAAUAUUGUUUGUGCUACAAAUUAUGGCUGGAAUGGCAAUUUACGCAGUGAUCAGUGGUAGCUGUGGUAUUUCCGCACUGUUGGUCCUUCAUGCGUGCAGUAUGCUGAGGAUCCUAGUGAAUAAGAUAAAGAAAUUAGUGGAUAAAUCAGAUAUGUCUGAAAUGAUGCUGCAAAGAAAGAUCAUGGAUAUUGUUGAAUAUCAAAUGAAAAUAAAGAGAUUUUUAAAAAAUAUUGAAACAGUUACAGAAUACAUAUGUUUAAUCGAAAUGAUCGGUGGUACGUGUCUGAUCUGUCUUGUGGGUUAUUGUAUUCUAAUGGAAUUGGAGAAUACUAAUACAAUGGCUGUCGUGGUCUAUAUCACCUUACAAAUAUCUAUCAUUUUCUGUGUUUUUAUACUUUGUUACAUUGGACAAAUGCUUGUAGACGAGAACUACAUUGUAAGCCAAGCAUCAAGUACAAUAAAUUGGUAUCGUCUUUCGAUCAAAAAUAUGCGUUGCUUGAUACUAAUUAUCGCUAUGUCUAAUUAUCCAAUGAAACUCAAAGCUGCCAAAAUGAUGGAAAUGUCUUUAACUACUUUCACCGAUGUUAUGAAAAUGUCAAUGGGAUACUUGAACAUAUUACGUGAAGUCAUUUAAACCAUUAUUACUUACGUGCAAGUUUCCCAUUAAAAAUUAUGUAGAAACAAUUUUAUAUCACAUAUUCUGGCUUUUUUAAUAAGAUAAGGACUCGGCAAUGUCCGAUCAUGUGUCUUCUUCACUUAUGUAUAAUUUAUUUUAAAAUUUAUUUUAUUAUAUCUAAUCCAAACAUCCUCAGACAUAUAAUAUAUAUUUGAAAAUUAUGUAUGCAGCAUUGAA